This is a messenger RNA of Daldinia childiae, 795 nucleotides long. Its product is annotated as INO80 complex subunit 4. The transcript is spliced from 2 exons. Bases 1 to 795 code for a protein of 264 amino acids. Gene Ontology annotation, biological process: chromatin remodeling. Gene Ontology annotation, cellular component: Ino80 complex. NCBI's taxonomy places the organism in Eukaryota, Fungi, Ascomycota, Sordariomycetes, Xylariales, Hypoxylaceae. The record is from RefSeq and is a predicted model, not a curated record.
AUGCCAACUCCAAGCAAGGCGUCUGCCUCUGCCAAAGAGAAGGAUCGACGAAAAUCCUCCGGAAAAUCUUCGAAUCUUAUUACUCUGCGCGUCCCGUCUAUCAAGCUUAAGAAGCUCCUCGACCCGACAUCCGUUAAGGAAGAGUCGCCCGUAAAGGAGUCUCCUGCUUCGACUACCCUUCCCAGCGAGCCAGCUCCGGCCGCGUCAAAUGGCGACAAUGGUUCAGCGUCUAGUCCUGGUACCCCAGCCGCCGCGGGAACGCCGUCGCAGGUGCCUAUGGGACCCCCGACAGAGGCUCCCAAGAAGAAAGGCGUGAAGAGAAGUGCUGCUAUGGCGAAUGGAUCUGACCCAACGGCUAAGAUUAGGGGCAAGCCUGGCCCUAAGAAGAAACCUAGAUUGGAGGACGGCACUAUUGAUCCUAGUGGACGAGCCAACGGAGGCAACUAUCACAAACUCGGACCGAAGGCAAAUCAGGGUGCUAUCAACGCCGGGCUUCGCGCACUUGAUCGAUCAGGUGCCCCCUGCCGAAAGUGGAACAGGGGCGGCUUCAGAGUGAAGAGCUUUACUGGUGUCAUCUGGGAGGUUCCUCGUUGGACCGCCCCGCCUAAACCUAAGCCUCAACCCACCGCAGAGGGGACUGCCGCCUCUGCCGAGAGCAGCAAUAAAGAAAACAAAGAGGGCAGCCAGUUAAAGAGCGAUAAUAGCAAUAGCCAUGCUGAUGGUGAACAGCAAAGCAUGCCACCAAGCGUGAAUGCGAGCUCGCCGGCUCCUACACCUAUUGCCGCUGCUUCUUAG